AUGAGUGGCUGUUCUUCUUUCUCAACUGCUUCCUCAUCGUCAUGUUCAUCCCAUUCACCCACCCCUUCCACCGCCAACGAAUGUGAUUCAUUCGAUAUGAAGAUGGCCAGCAUCGAUACAUUGAUUGACGACUACGAGGGAGAGGAAGCUUUCAAGCGGCUUACAGAGAUACAACCAACUGUGGAUGACAAUCGUUGGGUGGCCUUCUCGUAUCGUUUCGCUCAAGCCUGCUAUAUUCGCUUUAAUCAAUGGUCCGAAGAGAAGAAACAGGCUGAACGAUUGGAGUUGAUUCGUCGUGGUUUGGAAGCAGUGGAGAGGGCCUACCAAUUGGAUAAAGAUCAUUUCGAUGUGCUCACGCAAUGCGCUGUACUUACUGGAACUCUCGCUGAGAAUAGCGGUGUCAAGGACAAAGUGAAGCUCGGAUUUCAAUGCAAGGUAUAUCUGGAUGCGGCUUUGGUCAAGAACCCGAACCAUUUUGCGCUUUUACACAUGAGAGGUCGUUUCUUGUUGCAACUGGCCGAGCUCAGCUGGGUUGAAAAGAAGGCGGCAAGGGUGUUAUUCGGUAAACUGCCCGAGGCAAGCUACGAUCUGGCGCUUGAGGAUUUACUGAAGGCUGAUUCGAAUCUUCCAUCAGCUAUUGACAAUCUACUCUACAUCGGAAAAUCUUACAAAGGAAAGGGAGACAAGAAAAAGGCGCGGGAAUAUCUAAACAAGGUGAUCGCUUUAAAUGCUGAAGAUGCUGUGGAUGCCGAACAAAUCGCCGAAGCAAAGCUCCUUCUCACCAAACUU
Mesorhabditis belari is the source of this 789-nucleotide messenger RNA. Lineage: Eukaryota; Metazoa; Nematoda; Chromadorea; Rhabditida; Rhabditidae. The record is from the annotation of a GenBank genome assembly.